AAAUUUUUAAAUUAUUUUUGGAAAGUAUUAAAUUCAGUGCGAAAUAUUUUUGUGGCUAGCUAAUUAUUUUGUUGUUAAUGUGUCUUCAUGGAUUUGGAUAAUUACGCAGUGGAUUUAUUUUAGGAUAGUCGAAACGGAUCCCGAGUGGGCGUCCACUCUGUUACGCUUACCGCCGCCAUGUACGCAUCUGACGGCCUUGAAGAAUCAGAGGAAUCGCACGGUUUGUUGACGCUCCACUAUGGGAAGCACCACGCGACGAUAGUUGAGGAGAUUCGUACAUGUUUCGAUUCAGAAAAUUUUGCAGAUAUGGCAUUUGUGUGUGAUGAUCGUACAGUAUUGGCUGCACAUCGUUUAAUUAUGGCUAGUGCAUCACCACUCAUUUGUAAAGUGUUAAGUGAGUCAGCGUACGCAGAUGGACACGGUUUGGCUACAAUUCUAAUACCGGGUGUUAAAGCGGCACAUAUGCGACAUGUUUUAGACUUUUUAUACCAUGGACAAGUCACUAUACAAUCAAAUGAGAUCGACAACAUUCAAGAAUUAUUUGAUUUACUCCAAAUCAAAUCACAUUUACGAAAUUCCGCUGCACCACACAUAACAAAUGAAAAAGAUUGUGGUGGGGGUAACAGCAGUAGUACCAGUUCCAAUUCCAACAACAAUACAACCACCAAAACUGACACAAUAAAUACAACAAAUUCAAAUACAACACCAACAAAUCAACAAUCAGCAUCAGCAACACAACAAUCAGGAACGGUGUCGUCACAAACCAGUAGUAGUAAUUUAUCAACAAGUAACAAAGAAACAACUGACAAUCGAACUACUACAUCGAAUAAUAAUAAUAAUAACAAUAAUAAUAAAAGACAAUCGUUAUCAUUGGACGUAAAUACGGUUAUUGUGAAAAAGGAAGAUUUACAAAAUGAAGAUGAUCAGGAUGAUGAGAAAGAAGAAGGUGAAAUUAUUGAAGAGGACGAAGAAGUACUCGACGAUGAGGAAUAUAAUAAUGAAUGUGGACGGGUCACAACACGACGACGCAGCUCUUCAAAUCCGGUAAAUUUAUCCAUAAACAAUGCAAAUAAUUCAUCAUCCGAUCAUUCAUCGAACAAAGACACAAGUGAAAAUGAUGAAAAUAUUAAUUCGGAAAAACGUAAACGAUCUUUAACAUCAGACGAUAUGAUAGAAACAUUUAAAGCACGACAUUCACCAGCUAAAAUACCGCAACGAGUUACUGACAACACAUAUCAAAGAGUUCGACGAAAAUCUACAUACAUAGAACCAUUAGAUCUAGAAGCACGAACUUUACGACAUCCAGAAGAUUAUUCACCACUAAAACCACCAAUGAAUAGCGAACAAGAUUUAAUUUCAAUGGUUCAUACACCAGAAAAUUAUGUGGUAACGCCUCAUAGAAAACGUCGACCUGGUUUUCAUAAUUCUCCUGCACAAAAUCCCCCAUUUGUACCAUUUUCCACGUCGUAUAUUGAUGAAUUAGCACAACAUCACCAAAGGUAUCGAAAAAGUAUACGAAGUCCUGGUUUAAGGCAUUCUAUGUUAUCCGUACAUCAUCCUUUAAGUGUAUCCGCUCCACCGUACCUAGCAGACAGGUCUCAUACACCUCCUUUAGGGCAUAGAUUAGAUACGCAAAUACCUCCUGAGGAAAUAGUUGUAAAAUUUCGACCACCAAGUGCUGAUCCAACAUUAGCAUCCCCAAGUCCAACUCCAUCACCUUUACCAUACCAACAUUUCCCCGAACAUACGUGGGGUGCUUGGUCGUUGUGCCAACCACAAGUUAUGCCUCCAGGAGGUGGAGAUGAUCGAGAAUCAGUUUCCGCCGCCACUGUUGCAGCUCUUGCAUUUGCAGGAAGUGUUUCAGGAGAUGGAAGGACAACUUCCGAUAUUGCAUCGCAUUCUUCGCUAGGUACCGGUGGAACUACAGCGGUAUCAUCAGCGAACAGUACAAAUUUGACAAAAUCUAGUGGACCAGGUAGUGGGAAUGUGAGUGGAACAACGGGACAAUCGUCAGGAGCUGUACGUGAGUACCGUUGCGAAUAUUGUGGGAAACAAUUUGGUAUGUCUUGGAACUUAAAAACACAUUUACGUGUUCAUACCGGUGAGAAACCAUUUGCGUGUCGUUUAUGUGUCGCUAUGUUUAAACAAAAAGCUCAUCUUCUCAAACAUUUGUGUUCGGUGCAUCGUAACGUUAUAUCACCAGGUGAUUCAACCGGUAACGGUAAGUUUAAUUGUUGUUUUUGUACACUUACAUUUGAAUCAUUGCCAGAAUUGAUAAGACAUUUGUCUGGCCCACAUAAUAAUUUACUGCUUAGUAAAAAUUUACAUGAAAAUAAAUGAACAUCAUGUGUUCAAAUUAAAUUGCAAGUGACAUCUGUGGUGUGUAAUCGAAAGUGUUCGAACUACAAUUUCAGUGUAAAAUAUGUUUUUUUUUUUUUCAUUUUGGAUGUGAUACUAUUGAAUAGCAGACCGUAAGUUUAUGAAAUGGUGUAAACGAAAAUUUUUAUUAUUUGUAAUAUGGAGUUUGGAGCACAAACGUAUGAUGAAAGUAUAAUAGGGUCGUGCUAACAAGGCAUCCCGUUUAUUCCGGAACCUUUUACAAUCCGGCAUAAACAUUGAAAAUCUCAAAAUUAAUAUGAAAAAUUCCUCGAUUUCAAAUAUCAUUAGAUUGUCACAGAUUUUGAAAGUAAUCUGGAAAAUUCGAUAAUGUGGAACACACUCUGCUUGAUUAGCACGAUCCUAUUUUACAGGAAUUUUGUGUUAUUCAUUUAAGUUGCGAAUU
This is a messenger RNA of Chrysoperla carnea, 2782 nucleotides long. It is a transcript of the gene ken, whose product is annotated as transcription factor Ken 1. Gene Ontology annotation, biological process: regulation of transcription by RNA polymerase II. The record is from RefSeq and is a predicted model, not a curated record. The transcript is spliced from 4 exons. NCBI's taxonomy places the organism in Eukaryota, Metazoa, Arthropoda, Insecta, Neuroptera, Chrysopidae. Bases 178 to 2340 code for a protein of 720 amino acids. Gene Ontology annotation, molecular function: RNA polymerase II cis-regulatory region sequence-specific DNA binding; DNA-binding transcription factor activity; protein binding. Gene Ontology annotation, cellular component: nucleus.